AAAAGUAAAAGUACCGCACAAACCGCUCAUCUCUCUCUUUUCCUUUUCAUUAUAAUCUCCUCUUUUACUCUUUUUCUCCCACAAAAAUCACACUCAAUUCCUCUCCCUAUAAUGGAUUUCCAUUCUAUUCUCAAAUAUCUCCUCCUCUUCUAUUUCAUCUCCUCCGCCGCAUCGGAGUUUCAGACCCUAACUCUCCGCUCUCUUCCAACCCCCUCUCCCCUUCCCCUCUUCCCUGACUCCGAAUCCCUCCAAUCCUCCCCCGCCGCCGCCCUCACGCUUGAUCUCCACCAUCUGGACUCACUCUCUCUCAAUAAAACCCCCACCGAUCUCUUCAAUCUCAGACUUCACCGCGACGCCCUCCGCGUCCACGCUCUCACCUCACGCGCCGCCCCUGGCUUCAGCAGCUCCGUCAUCUCCGGUCUCGCCCAAGGCAGUGGCGAAUACUUCACCCGCCUUGGCGUUGGAACCCCUCCUAGAUACCUUUACAUGGUCCUCGACACCGGCAGCGACGUCGUUUGGCUCCAAUGCUCCCCUUGUCGCAAAUGCUAUUCCCAAUCUGACCCCAUUUUCAACCCAUAUAAAUCCAAAUCCUUCGCCGGAAUCCCCUGUUCCUCCCCUCUCUGCCGCCGUCUCGAUUCCUCCGGCUGCAGCACCCGCCGCCACACCUGCCUCUACCAAGUCUCUUACGGCGACGGCUCCUUCACCACCGGCGAUUUCGCCACCGAAACCCUCACGUUUCGCGGCAAUAAAAUCGCUAAAGUCGCCCUCGGCUGCGGCCACCAUAACGAGGGUUUGUUCGUCGGAGCCGCCGGUUUGUUGGGUCUCGGUAGAGGCCGGUUGUCUUUCCCUUCACAAACUGGAAUCCGGUUCAAUCGUAAAUUCUCUUACUGUUUGGUAGACCGGUCCGCUUCAUCUAAACCGUCCUCCAUGGUUUUCGGCGAUGCGGCAAUUUCCCGACUCGCCCGGUUCACUCCUUUAAUUAGGAACCCGAAAUUAGACACGUUCUAUUACGUUGAACUUAUCGGAAUCAGCGUCGGUGGAGUCCGAGUUCGUGGCGUUUACCCUUCUCUCUUCAAGCUCGAUUCCGCCGGCAACGGCGGUGUCAUCAUCGAUUCCGGUACGUCCGUGACCCGUCUGACUCGGCCAGCUUACACGGCUCUUCGCGACGCGUUUCGUGCCGGAGCCAGACAUUUGAAAAGAGGGCCGGAGUUUUCAUUGUUUGAUACGUGUUACGACUUGUCGGGUCAGUCGUCGGUGAAGGUGCCGACAGUGGUGUUGCAUUUUCGGGGAGCCGACAUGCCGUUACCGGCGACGAAUUAUUUGAUUCCGGUGGACGAGAAUGGGAGUUUUUGCUUUGCGUUUGCGGGUACUAUUUCGGGUUUGUCGAUUAUUGGGAACAUUCAACAGCAAGGAUUUCGGGUUGUGUACGAUUUGGCGGGUUCUCGGAUCGGGUUUGCUCCACGUGGGUGCACGUGAUCUCUGACCAUGAGAUGAGAUUUGUGACAUUUGUCUUUUAAUUAAUACUCUUUUAAUAGGGACAGAAAGAAGAGGUAUAAUAAUAAAAAAAUAUAAAAAGAAAAAAAGGGAAAAUUAAAUAGGAAAAAUUAGUAAUUUUCGUGAUGAAGUUUAUUUUGGUAAGGGUUGAUUUUGGUAUGUAUUGUAUUUAUUAUUAUCCCUUUUAAAGCCAUUAAAGCCUCAAACUUAGAGGUGAUUUUGUUUGUUUUGAAGUUAAAUGAUUUGGACA
Cucumis melo (muskmelon) is the source of this 1744-nucleotide messenger RNA. RefSeq names its product aspartyl protease family protein 2. NCBI's taxonomy places the organism in Eukaryota, Viridiplantae, Streptophyta, Magnoliopsida, Cucurbitales, Cucurbitaceae. The record is from RefSeq and is a predicted model, not a curated record. Gene Ontology annotation, biological process: proteolysis. The transcript has a single exon. Gene Ontology annotation, molecular function: aspartic-type endopeptidase activity. The coding region runs from base 112 to 1476 and encodes 454 amino acids.